AUGGAUGAAUGUAUGGGAUCAUCGUUUACAAGUUCACUAAAUCAAACUCAAUCGCCUGUAAAUGAUCCUUUCGAAAACAGUGGACUUGUUAAAUUUCGUAAUGAAUUCAGUAAAAUUCAUGGUCCAUUAUCUUUAGCUGUGUGCACAUUUGGUAUUCCCGCAAAUCUACUAAAUAUUAUUGUGUUAACACGUCGUGAACUCGCUCAAACAGCUACAAAUCAUCUUUUGCUAUGGCUGGCAUUCGCCGACCUCCUCCUGAUGAUUAUGUAUGCUCCAUGUCUCUAUCAUUUUUUUAUUCUUCAUCCACAUCCAAUGAAACCGCCAAUUUAUACACCAUCAAAAUUAUGGAUUACUUAUCAUGAAAUAUUUACCAGUUGUUCGUUGAUGUUUCAUUCACUAGCCCUAUGGUUAGCUGUUAUACUGGCUUUAUUCCGUUAUAUACAUGUUGGAUUUCCAGUGAUCGGUUCCGUGUAUACAACACGGAGACGUGCAUUUUUGUCAGCUGUCCUGACGACAAUCUGUUGUAUAUUUAUUACUAUACCAAAUGUACUAGUGAAUCAUAUAAGAUCAUGUCAUGGACCCGUAUUCAAUUCUAAUUCUUAUAAUUCCGUUUAUCAUGUAGAUACAUUGAAUAAAAGUGAUGUACAAAUUUAUUAUUUUAUAUCAUCAGAUCCCUACGAUGCUGAGACAGAUUCUAAUAAAAGUGAUCCGAACGCAUAUCAUCAGAGCACCUCGGAGCAUUCCAAUUAUUCAUCCUCAUCUUCUUCGCCCUCAAUAACAUUCCAACAUUCAUUAAAGUUUAGAGCCCCGUCAAAACGAUUGCACACUUUUAAUGUUUGGUUACAAUCGAUUGCAUCAAAGAUUGCACCGCCAUUUCUAUUGACUAUUUUAACUAUACUCCUGAUUGGAGAAUUACAAAAGGCGAUACGUCGUCGAAGAGCCCUAUUUCGUAAUCGUGAUAAAUCACAGUUUAAAACAGUUAAAGUAACAGCACCAACACCACCAAGCGGGGUAGGGGGAGAUAUGAAAAAGAAUCAUCAACGACAAUCUAUGCCAUUUAUUCAUAAUUCAUCAACUCUAUCCAAUUAUUCGAAUGAUGAAGAAUUACCUCAAGGGAUACUUGUUAUAUGUUUACAUUUAAUAGAGAAUUUUGAAGAAAAUGUUUAUCAACAUGUAGGUGAUUUGUUGGAUUUUUUAACUCUAUUGAAUGAAUCAAUUAGUUUUGUUAUUUAUACAACAAUGUCACAUCAAUUUCGUAAAACAUUUUAUAAUACAUUUUGUCCAUUAUUACAUAAUAAAUUGAAUCAAUCACAGGAGAAUACAUUGAAUCGUUCUCAACAUCAACACAGUCAACAACAGCAACAGCAGCAACAGAAAAAUCAACACCACCAACAGCAACAACAACAACCACACUUUUCUGAUCAGAGCCUGUCAACAAAGCAGAAAGUUGAUCAACGUUCAUGUGAUACAGAGAGGUCAGAGAAGAGGAUUAACUUUUCAAAAGACCUCAGAAAUAAAAGUGAUAUUGAUAAUAGUAAUAAUAGUGAUAAAACAUUAAGUAACAAUACAGUAAUCACUCAGUCUUCAAUAUGUACAUAG
Molecule: messenger RNA, 1599 nt
Organism: Trichobilharzia szidati
Lineage: Eukaryota; Metazoa; Platyhelminthes; Trematoda; Strigeidida; Schistosomatidae
Source: the annotation of a GenBank genome assembly